AUGGCAUCAGUUGAGCUGAGAAUCAAUAUCAGAUUUUGUGUUCGCUUGGGAAAGAGUGCUACGGAGACUUCUGAAAUGUUGAAUCAUGUGUAUGAAAGUGAAACGUUAUCGAAAGCGCAAACCUUUGAGCAGCAUUGUCAUUUUAGAGAAGGCAGGGAAAGGGCCAAAGACAACGAAUGCUGGGGCCAUCCCGUGACUUUGUACACUAAUGAAAACAUCAAAAAGGUGUUUGUGGGGGUACAUGCAAACAGACAGCAAACAAUUAGCCAAAUAGCAGAAUCAGUGGGAUAUCCAGAGACCACAUGUCAGUGGAUACUAACUAAAGAUCUUAACAUGCAUAGAGUGGGUCAACACAUCUUUCCCCUUAUGUUAAACAUAGACCAAAAGGGAAUUCAAAGGGAAGUGGCGGGAGACUUAAUCUUGGCUCUAGACAAAAAUCCUUCCCUAUGUGGCAGAAUUGUUACUGGAGAUGAGAAAUGGUUUUUGUACGACACUCAAACCAACAGAGCAUUGGCAGCUUAG
Molecule: messenger RNA, 522 nt
Organism: Stegodyphus dumicola
Lineage: Eukaryota; Metazoa; Arthropoda; Arachnida; Araneae; Eresidae
Product: protein GVQW3-like
Source: RefSeq, a predicted model, not a curated record